This is a messenger RNA of Sardina pilchardus (European sardine), 3788 nucleotides long. It is a transcript of the gene slc25a17l, whose product is annotated as solute carrier family 25 member 17-like. Gene Ontology annotation, molecular function: AMP transmembrane transporter activity; coenzyme A transmembrane transporter activity; NAD transmembrane transporter activity. Gene Ontology annotation, biological process: transport. Gene Ontology annotation, cellular component: peroxisomal membrane. The record is from RefSeq and is a predicted model, not a curated record. The transcript is spliced from 9 exons. The coding region runs from base 162 to 1103 and encodes 313 amino acids. Lineage: Eukaryota; Metazoa; Chordata; Actinopteri; Clupeiformes; Clupeidae.
CUGUUUGCUUACAUGAACCCGGCAGGAAGUCUAUUCAUUAUGGUCUGAUGUCAGCGAAAGUUAUCAAGUAACCUAACGCAAGACAGGAGAGGCCGUUUGACAGCUGCGCGGCAUUGUUUGCACGAAUAUUUACAUGUAAAGUCAUCGCGUUGAAAUACAACAUGUCAGACAAUGGCGGUGUGGCUGUUGGCCUUCUGUCUUACGAGACCCUCGUCCAUGCAGUGGCAGGUGCAGUGGGUAGUAUGACUGCAAUGAGCGUGUUCUUUCCCUUGGAUACAGCCAGGAUCAGACUGCAAGUGGAUGAAAGUCGAAAGGCAAAAUCAACACCCCUAAUCUUGGCAGAGAUAGCAAAGGAGGAGGGCGUACUGUCAUUGUAUCGUGGAUGGUUUCCUGUCAUCUCUAGCCUUUGCUGCUCCAACUUUGUGUACUUUUAUACAUUCAACACCCUGAAGAGAGCGCUGGUGAAGGGCAGCUCAUGGCCUGGCAAGGACUUGCUCAUGGGCAUUAUCUCUGGGUCAGUGAAUGUGCUCCUGACCACACCCAUGUGGGUGGUGAACACUCGCCUUAAACUCCAAGGAGCCAAAUUCAGGAAUGAGGAUCUGCAGCAGACCCACUACAGAGGCAUUUUCGAUGCCUUCUCCCAGAUCAUUGCUAACGAGGGAGUGGGCACUCUGUGGAACGGGACACUGCCCUCCCUGGUGCUGGUACUUAACCCUGCUGUCCAAUUCAUGUUUUACGAGGCCAUGAAAAGGAGGGCAGGACAAGGGGGCAGAAGGAUUUCUUCCAUGGAGAUAUUUCUCAUUGGAGCCGUUGCUAAGGCAAUCGCAACAUCAGCAACCUAUCCACUUCAGACUGUCCAGGCCAUCCUAAGGUUUGGCCAGUACAAAGCAGAGGGCAAAGGAGGCUUGUUUGGAAGUCUUCAGAAUGUGAUGCAUCUGCUGAUGGACCGAAUCAAGAGGCAUGGAGUCUGGGGUCUCUACAAAGGUCUGGAAGCUAAGCUGCUUCAGACAGUGCUAACUGCUGCCCUUAUGUUCGUUGUGUACGAGAAGAUCAUGACUGCGACCUUCAAGGUCAUGGGCCUUAACAAGAAACUGAAGCAAUGAUGAUCUCUCCUCCAUGUGCUCUCUUGGAAACUAAUCACUGGCAGGCUGUUUUCUCUCCACUACCUCUUCUUUUCUUAUCUCACUUCACCUCGGGACUAGUCAUUGCUUCAUCCUCAUUGGUGACCACAGUCACGCAAUUCACUGUUGACCAGGGUGAGUGAGAUGCAUUCUUGAAUGUUAUUCCCUAAUGGGCAUAACAUUAUUAACACCUGUCAUAUUUGAUGUAUGCCUUUUAAAAAAGAUGUUGUAUCUGACUAAGUGCCAGUGAGUAUUUAGUAAUUGGUGCCUCUUACGAAAUAAUCCUAAGCUGAUGACUGUUCACAGCAUAGUUUACUAAAAGGCAAAUUAUUGUGUGGGGGGUAAUUUGAAUUAGGUCAGCAUGGAGCUAAGCAGGGUUGAUGGGAGCUGUUUGUUGUGUUGGUUGGCACAGGGCUUAAACAAAGAAUAGGGAGUUUAUAGGAAGUGUGUGAAGGGUCAGAGAUUUUUUUCCAAUGGUACUAAUUUGGCCAUAACAUCUAUGCAGCCUAUCAGCUAACAACUUUAAAGGUUGCUAUCCUAAAGCUACACGGUGACCAUGACCAUUAACUCACUGAAAAAAAAAAAAUUGAUGAUCUGAUCUAGGGAUAGUCUAAUAAUUAACCAGUGAUCAUACAGAGCUUCGUUCUUCUUGUCUACAGCAAAUCAACCAUUUAUGGUGAUAAUUAAUAGAACGAGGACAAUAUGAUUCAAUAUGACAAAGUUGCAUCCCUACAAGCACAGCCUUUCUUCACACAGUUGUCAGGAUGAUUGCAACUGUUAUAAUUAAAACCUGAAUUCAUUUUAAUUGUGCUGUUAAUAUUUUGCUACAACGGUGCAGAUCCUCUGAAUUCCUCUAGAUCGAGAUGAUGCUAACUUGGACUUAGUUUCAGUUUAUACUGCUGGGAUUGGCAAUGCCUAGAGCUUCACAAUACUCUAGUGGACAGGUAUUCUUGUCUGUUCUUCUGUUAAGUAUAGAAUAAAGCUUUUCAAAUGGGAAGCAACGUGUAGACCUUGCUUGCAAAUGACUGCCAUGUAGCUCACGUGUGAAUAGAUUACCCCUAAUAGAUUUCCCCUUGGGGAUCAAUAAAGUAUCUAGAUUGUAGGUGGGUGGAGGUUUGUUGUUGCGGUCAACCUCAGAAACCAAUGCUGUUUUUCUUCUCAAUUUUAUAGCAAUCACAGUAAAUGUGAUGGAUAAUCAUGUUAAGAUUCCAUUGGAAUUAUAUAACAAUGAGAGAAGUAAACCACUUAGCUAGUAGAACUCUGGUUUGAAGGAAACUCUAGAAAGAGUCUAUGUUAACUGGAUUGCGGUGAUCUUGUAUAAUAGUAGACUGCCCUCAGCCUAAACUGAUUGAAGUAAUAGUUUGACAGGAGGAUAUUAAAUAAGACAUUGGUUAAAGCAGCAGAAUGUGCAAUUUCAUUACAUAUUAAAAUGGUCGUUUGAUGAAACUCUGACAUAAAAUUGAACAAAUGUGACUUUAAAAACAGCUAUGUCUGUUAAUGUACUGACAGAACAAGAAAGGAACAAGAUUUUGAAAGGGUUCGAAAUAGUAGGUGGCGAGAUAUUCAUCAAUUCUGUGCAGGAUUAGGACUCAAUAACAGUUUCACUCUAUGCAGCAUUAUAAAAUUAGUCCAUUUUACAUUACCCAAUAUCAUAUAUAUGCAAUACUUACUGUGAUCAUGAUGGGUGACUUAAGAAGCCAGAAGCCAUAAGCCAUAUCGCUUUAGAAUCUAGAUUUAUGCUUCCUUAAAAUGCAAGUGCCUCAAUACCAGGUGAUGGCCAGGGAAGAGCACUGUGUUUGCACUGGGGUGGCUCAUGUACCCAAAUUUAUGUUUGUUUUUAGUGUAACUUGAUCACUGGAAUAGUUGGUCAUUUUAACCUGUCUUAUUCUAAAUGUAAGUUCAUUUAAGAAAGUGUUAUCUUUGCCAGUGUUGAUGCAUCAUACAGGGGUAUUUAUCAGAGGAUGAGUAGUUGGAAAAAAAAUGCAUGUGUCGGAGUCAAAUGUCUUGUUUGUUUACGCAAACCUGGCCAAUAAAGCUGAUUCUGAUUCUGUUAAUAUAGAGGGAUAACCAAAGGUAGACUCAGGGUGUCGUUGUUGUACAUGUACGGACACAUCAUAUGCAUCUUGUCAUUCUACUUAAGAGGGAGGCAUCUUUGUCUGAAUGUGUUGCUCUUUUUUUGCCAAUGAAAAUAACAAACAACAAAGCUUAAUAUGUGUUCGUUUAAAUGAUUCUCUAUUUGGCCUUCCAUGGUGUGUUUUUUGACUGCUCCUCUUAGGUGUCCCUACUGAUGUUUUGACACAUACAAACGAUUUAGUUGUAAGCAUAACCGUCUGGAUCAUUCUGUAACCUUUUGUAAUUUAUAACAUUUGUAUAAUUUAUGAUUGUUUACACUACUGUUUACAUCUUCAUGGAGAAAUUAUAAUGCAGUUCUGUUUUCAGCCCCUGCUUUGAUUAUCUUUAUUGUUAAACACUUUCGUCUUCGAUUUGUAAGUAUUUACGAAAUGUAAUGCUUUUGAACAGUCCUGCAUAUUGACACCCUCCCGAUAUGGGCAAUAAAUAAUAGUAAAAGACAUGACUGGAGUAAUAUCUCUGUUUAUCAUGGCAGAGUUUUGAAAGUACUAGCAUUAUAAAAGUAACAGAAUAAAAUGUCCCUUUUACAAUGAUUAC